Molecule: messenger RNA, 3372 nt
Organism: Esox lucius (northern pike)
Lineage: Eukaryota; Metazoa; Chordata; Actinopteri; Esociformes; Esocidae
Gene: arhgef7a
Product: Rho guanine nucleotide exchange factor (GEF) 7a
Exons: 22
Coding region: 239-2833 (864 amino acids)
Biological process (GO): intracellular signal transduction
Molecular function (GO): protein binding; guanyl-nucleotide exchange factor activity
Source: RefSeq, a predicted model, not a curated record
CAUACACGAGAGGAAACCAGAGCCGCUGGAUUUCCACAAAACCAUCGUCACCCGAAUCCACAGAAGGGGAAGGACCAAGGGACAUUUCGUUGUUGCCGUCCACCCUCAAAGCUCGCAUGUAUGGAAGGAUAGUGAUUUUGCUUUAACGCCCUGGACGAGUGUGUACCAGGGUUAGAUAUAGCUUUGAAAUACGCAAAAAAAACACCGCUUCGUUGGAUUUUCGUCCGCAACUGAGGCCAUGAAUUCGGCGGAGCAGACAGUCACUUGGCUCAUCACAUUAGGGGUGCUUGAGUCGCCGAAAAAGACCAUAUCGGAUCCAGAAGCAUUUCUCCAGAUAUCCCUCAAAGAUGGGGUGGUCUUAUGUAGACUGCUGGAGCGGCUGAGCCCUGGCUCCAUGGACAAAAUCUACCAAGAACCGAAGAACGACGGCGAGUGCUUGAGCAACAUAAAGGAGUUUCUUAAAGGCUGCGCUUCGUUUCGUGUCGAGCCGUUUGAACCCAGUGAUCUGCUGCUCGGACUCAAUUUCUCCAGGAUCCUCAGCUGCCUGGUGGCUCUGAACAAAGUCACUGCAGACAUCGGAGUGGGUGGAGACAGUGUGUGCGCUCGUCACUCCUCAGCCAACCGGAUCAGUUCGUUCGAGUCUCUGGCUUCUCAGUCGUCACUGGGACGGUCCUCUAAGCUGCUUCAGAACCAGUACCGCAGCCUGGACAUGUCUGAGGGCAGUGGGACGCAGCUAUUGGUCAAGGCUCGCUUCAACUUUGAGCAGACCAAUGAGGAUGAGCUGUCCUUCAACAAGGGGGAUGUUAUUAGUGUGACACGCCAGGAAGAGGGUGGCUGGUGGGAGGGGAACCUAAACGGCAAGACUGGUUGGUUCCCUAGCAACUACGUUCGUGAGAUCAAAGGCUGUGACAAACAAGUGUCCCCCAAAUCUGGAACCUUAAAGAGUCCCCCGAAAGGCUUUGACACCACUAUCAUAAGCAAGACUUACUACAACCUGGUGCUGCAGAAUAUUCUAGAAACAGAGACAGAGUAUUCUAAGGACCUCCAGAGCCUUUUGACUAACUACCUGCGAUCUCUCCAGAGCACAGACAGACUAAGCAGUACAGAUGUUUAUCAUAUCCUUGGGAACCUGGAGGAGAUCAGCACCUUCCAACAGAUGCUUGUCCAAUCACUGGAGGAGUGCAGCAAACUUCCAGAGAACCAGCAGAGGGUUGGGGGGUUCUUCCUGAACCUAAUGCCCCAGAUGAAGGCUCUCUAUGUGGGCUACUGUUCAAACCACCCCUCGGCGGUCAACGUGCUUACCCAGCACAGUGAGGAGCUGGGGGAGUUCAUGGAGUCUAAGGGAGUCAGUAGUCCUGGCAUUCUGACCCUGACCACAGGCCUCAGUAAACCCUUCAUGAGGCUGGACAAAUACCCCACUUUACUGAAGGAGCUGGAGAGACACAUGGAGGAGACUCACCCCGACCGACCAGAUAUCCAGAAAUGUAUGACGGCCUUCAAGAGCCUCUCAGCCCAGUGCCAGGAGGUGAGGAAGAGGAAGGAACUGGAGCUUCAAAUCUUGACUGAGUCCAUCCGGCUGUGGGAGGGAGACGACAUCAGAACCCUGGGCUCCGUCCUCUACAUGAGUCAGGCCCUGGUCCACAGUACGGGGUCAGAGGAGAAGUGUGAGCGCUACCUCAUGCUCUUCCCACAUGUUCUCCUCAUGCUGUCUGCCAGUCCAAGGAUGAGUGGCUUCAUAUUCCAGGGGAAGCUCCCAUUGAGCGGUAUGUCAGUGACCCGGCUGGAGGAUAAUGAGUCCCACAAAAACACCUUUGAGCUUUCAGGCAGUCUGUUUGAGCGUCUCCAGGUGGAGUGUAACAGUCUUCAGGACCUUCAGGACUGGGUCGACCACCUGACCCGGCAGUGCAAACACACCACGGCCCCAAGCCACAAGGCCCUCACGGUCCCCUGCCACACGCUGCCGUCUCACCCUCUGACUCCCUCGCGUCACGCGGAAGGUCGGGGGAUGACCGUGGCCCCCGCCUACCACACCCUGCCUCACCCCUCCUCCCACGGGGCCCCACACAGCACUCUGAUGUGGGGGCCCCUGGAGCCUCCAAACACCCCCAAGCCAUGGAGUCUAAGCUGCCUGCGUCCUGCUCCUCCUCUGCGGCCCUCCGCGGCCCUCUGCUACAAGGAGGACCUCAGCAAGAGUCCUAAGAGUGUCAAGAAGCUUCUUCCUAAACGUAAACCAGAGCGGAAACAGUCAGAUGAGGAGUUUGCCCUGAGGAAGAGUAUGGCUGCCCUAGAGGAAGAUGCUCAGAUCCUAAAGGUCAUAGAAGCCUACUGUACCAGUGCCAAGACCAGACAGACCCUCAACUCCACCUGGCAGGGCACUGACCUCAUGCACAAUCAUGUUCUGGGGGACGUGGACCGGUCCUGUGUGGACUCCCCGGGCCGCCGUAGCAGUGUGUCGCGGCCCGACAUGACCGGUUCCGACCUGUCGGAGGACUCAGACUACGACUCUGUGUGGACGACCCACAGUUACAGGAUGGGCUCGGUGUCACGCAAGAGGAUGACGCAGAGGGACACCGGGCUUCAAGUCGUCAUCCCUGGAGAGGAGAAGAUAAUUGUGGAGGAGACCAGGAGCAACGGACAGACUGUGGUGGGAGAGAAGAGCCUGGUGGAUGCAGUGUAUUCCAUGAGGGACGAGGUACAGCAGUUGAAACAGGACUAUAAGAAGAUGAAGAGGUCGCUGGAGGAGGAGCAUAAAGCACGGAAAGAUUUGGAGAAGGUUGUGAGGAGGGUGUUAAAGAGCAUGAACGACCCCACCUGGGACGAGACUAAUUUAUGAAGUGUGUGUGUGUGUGUGUGUGUGUGUAAGAGAGAACGUGAGAGUGAUGUGGUGUGUGACUUCAGUUACUGGAUGCAGAUACAAAUGUGUGCAUUUGGGUGCACAGACACACUCGGGGCCUUGAGUGUUACCGCUCAUGUGACAUGAUCCCACCUCCACCACAAGGAACGUACGUAGAGCCAUCCCUGGCCUCCCACAGGUCGCUUUACAAAUGACAUUCAGCAAAGCAAUCCAGUUCUGCUGUACAACAACAGCAAACUUUUCUCCAUGUCUGUUAUUUAAUUACCCUGAACUGGAUCCAUGUGGUUGUGUUUCCAUCAUCCUGUGGUCCUCUGUGGUCCUCUGUGGUCCUCUGUGGUCCUCUGUGGUCCUCUGUGGUCCUCUGUGGUGUGCCUUGUGGUUGGAGCCCUGUGUCUCCGCUUUUCAGCAGGUGAAAAAAGCAGAAAUGGACUGACUGGUAUUGGUACGCUUUGGUGUACAUAUAAACACUGCUGAAACAGUGAGCCUUUGGAUGAAUAAAUGUGUUUUUAGGAGACUGA